CAAAAGCAGCCACAUAUUCACAUAUAGGCAUAUAGCCACUCUAUCCUCAAAUUCUCCACUAAAUACCACAGAAUGGUUUUAUCAGGCUGUUUUUCCAUAACCAAACCUGUCAUCACUCUUGCUUCUCUCUCCAACAACUCUUCUAACCCCACAACACCCCGGAAACGUUCAAAGAUUACUCCUCCAAAACCAAACCACAUUCCGCAAAUUCAGCCCUCUGUCGCGGAGAUUGAAAGAGCCAUUGGUGCUGGCAUUUACCGCGAUUAUGAUCCUGCCAGUAUCAGUGAGCCAAAGGAGAAGAAUAGCGUGUUUGAUGCGGUACUGUCAAAUUCAAUAGGAAAGAAAGAGGGGAAAACAGAAAAGGCACUCCGCGAAACUGGAGAGUGGUUAAAUGGACAGACUGAGAAAGUUGCUCAAUCUUCAGGAAAGAAAAUUCUAGAGGUUAUGUUGUUUUGGAUUGCACCAGCUUGGUUCCUCUUGCUUUUGGUUGCUACUGGUGCUGUUAAGUUACCUUUUCCCUCUUCUAUCCUUGAUGACUUAAUCAUGUAAAUAUUAAUCACAUUUUCUUUACCAUCAUUUUUAUACAGAAUGUAAAUUUGUGUUUAUUGUCAUGGAAUUUAAACUUGGGAGGCUUAGAAA
Spinacia oleracea (spinach) is the source of this 639-nucleotide messenger RNA. RefSeq names its product probable NAD(P)H dehydrogenase subunit CRR3, chloroplastic. Gene Ontology annotation, biological process: photosynthetic electron transport in photosystem I. The transcript has 2 exons. The record is from RefSeq and is a predicted model, not a curated record. Gene Ontology annotation, cellular component: chloroplast thylakoid membrane; NAD(P)H dehydrogenase complex (plastoquinone). Lineage: Eukaryota; Viridiplantae; Streptophyta; Magnoliopsida; Caryophyllales; Amaranthaceae. The coding region runs from base 73 to 549 and encodes 158 amino acids.